GCCGCUAGCGGCGGCGGCGGUGAGGGCCGCAGUCGCUCUGCUGGUCGCGCAGCGAGCCGCUCUGGCGGCGGCGCCGCCGCCGGUAGGAAUUCUGGUGGAGGCGGCGGUGGUGGUGGUGGCGGGGGUGCAGGUGAUGCGCCGCUGUGUCCCCUCCACAACCUUCCAUGCCGUCGGGUGGUAUCUCAAAGCUCGGCAAACCCCAACCGUCCGUUCUUCAAAUGCGGCCAUGCGGAUAGGGCGGAGCAGGACGCGUGCGGAGUGUUUGUGUGGGAGGACCAAUGGGACGGAUCUCGCAUUGCACCGUCUCGUAACGGUGGCGGUGGCGGUGGAGGCGGCGGCGGCGGCGACGGUGGCGGUGCGCGUGGGGGUGCGGGAGGGUACGGCAAUAGUGGCGGUGGCGGAGGCGGCGGAGGCGGCACGUUUGCGUCUGCUACCGGUGUGACGUACGGCGGUGGCGGAGGCGGCGGUGCUGUGUGCUAUCGGUGCCAGCAACCCGGCCAUUACGCGCGUGACUGUCCCAAUAGUUGAGGUGUACGGCUGAUGGGAUAAAGGCACGCUUGCAUAUCUGCAUGUUUGCAGGGCACAUGGGCGCUGCCCUCUCUAGGAGUCGUGGGAAACUGAUUGCAUGGGAAAGGGAGGUGAGGCAGCCAGGUAUGCAUGCAUGGGAGGGCGAGGGGAAACAACGAAUGCGGGCGGCCGACGUGAUCCAUAGGACCACACACGACGUGUUGAUGUGUAAGGAAUGGAAUAGCAUGUUACAAGCUUUCAACAGUACCGGCGAUGGGCAUGUUGGAUGGGAGUUAAGAGAACGAAGGGCAUGGGAGGAGAGAGACUGUGUGUUUUCGAAGUGCAUGGGAUUUUGGCGGCGUUGGCUGUCGUACAGAGACCGGUAGGAUGUGAGCGUGGGGUAUGACAUCAUGCGUCGUGAAACUACGAAGUGCACGGCCACGUGGUUUGCCUGGGUUGGGGUUCUGACUGGAUGACAGCAGGAGUGGAUAACCGCGGGAUGCGGAGGAGAGACGCAACGGGAGUCAUACUCUACGUUUGCGAGGUGAUUUUGGGAACGCGUGCGAAAGUUGCGAACCAUUCCCCAUGGUAUGAUACAUUCACGCUGCUUGCGGUAUUGGUAUGUAGAUAUAGCAGUUUUUGGCCUGCCAUUGAUUUCAGGCGCUCCGCGAGGCCGGCGCCGUGGAAGCCUUGGGGAUACACCGGGCGAUGGAAGGAUUCACCCGCAAGCGUUCAUACGCCUUCUAAGCCAUUUUACAAA
Astrephomene gubernaculifera is the source of this 1267-nucleotide messenger RNA. NCBI's taxonomy places the organism in Eukaryota, Viridiplantae, Chlorophyta, Chlorophyceae, Chlamydomonadales, Astrephomenaceae. The record is from the annotation of a GenBank genome assembly.